CUGGUCAAGAGGCCUUGGGGUCCGGAACCAUCGGCACCCCGCAGCUUUCGGAAUUCGUGGGACUUGGAAGGUUAGUCCAUGGUCCAUCCGGUCCGGCGAACAUAUAACUAGACACGGCCAUUGAGUUAUCGCAGCCUCUUGGCGCACAAACGGCCGCUAAGAAUCAACUACUACCCGCAGAGCUACUCCCUGAAAUCACUCAGCAUGUCCACUCCCAACCUUCCCUCUUUCAGCUCCAAAACCUGCCUGGUCACAGGCGGGGCAGGUGGCGUGGGUAAAGUGAUCGCCGAGGCGUUUCUCCGCGCCGGAGCAAACGUUGUCGUUUGUGACAUAAACCAAGAACGCCUCGCGGAUGCUUCAACAGAAUUAUCGAAUUUUGGGUCAUUGACUACUUUUGUCGUGGACAUCACGCGCGAGGAAGAAGUGCAGCAUCUUUUUGACGCCAUCACCGUCAAAUUCGGCAAGCUCGACAUUUUGAUCAACAAUGCCGGCAUUAUCGAUCGGUUUCAGCCUGUGGGGGACAUGGAUGUCGACAUUUGGAACCGAGUUAUAGCUAUCAACUUAACGGCGCCCAUGCUGGUGAGCAAACUAGCCGUAAACAGCAUGCUAACUGCCAACACGGGCGGGUGCAUUAUCAACAUUGCUUCCGUUGCGGCAAAGGCUGGAAUGGUUUCAGGGGCGGCGUACGCCACCAGCAAACACGGGCUCCUGGGACUCACAAAGCACACGGCGGCAUUUUAUGGCGAGAAGGGAAUCGGAUGCGUGGCCUUGAUGCUGGGCCGCAUGCCUGACACUAAUAUCCUUGAAAGCAUGACAAACGCCCACGAGGAGGGGCUGCGCAUGGCGCGCAAGGUGCUGUCCGCUGGCGAUGCGAGGCCUGUGAGCAUGGAAACCGUGGCUGGAUAUUGCGUGAUGCUUGCGCAGGAUAACUGUCGUCUUCUGAAUGGUGCCUGCAUUGGUGCUGACGGCGGUUUGGGCUGUGUGCUGGGUUGAAUGGAAUGUGUCUAUAGAAAGUCAAACGGGAGCGGAAUAAGAGACAGACGAAACAAGCGUAUCCGAUCUUGCAUAGAUUCUAUUAUGACAUACGUUUACCUUUGACUUGGUACAGCUGGAUGUCAUUUUGGUAUAUCUCAGGGAGUAAAUGCCUGCAAGCUUAUCAAAUGAUCAGGCGUUUCAUUGUGGCUCAUAUGAUAGUUCACGGUAUUGACAUCUGGGCAAACAGAAGGAGACAGAUAAUAAAAUUC
Molecule: messenger RNA, 1244 nt
Organism: Pyricularia grisea
Lineage: Eukaryota; Fungi; Ascomycota; Sordariomycetes; Magnaporthales; Pyriculariaceae
Exons: 3
Coding region: 205-993 (262 amino acids)
Molecular function (GO): oxidoreductase activity, acting on the CH-OH group of donors, NAD or NADP as acceptor
Source: RefSeq, a predicted model, not a curated record